Microthlaspi erraticum is the source of this 258-nucleotide messenger RNA. The record is from the annotation of a GenBank genome assembly. Lineage: Eukaryota; Viridiplantae; Streptophyta; Magnoliopsida; Brassicales; Brassicaceae.
AUGGCGCUUCGUAUAAACCAAGUGAGCUUUCUUCUCAUUGUUGCUGCUGUGCUCGUGGUGAUGGUGGUCGCUUCCGCAGCCGGAGAAAGUUUUCAGGUUGAGUCUCUGGUGAAACAAGAUUCUGCAAAAGGAGAUGCAAAUUGGAAAGAAGUUUUUCCCAAUGAUUAUGGUUCUUGGAGCCCGACUCCAAAAGUUCGAAGAGGUACAGCAGCACCUGUUCCUCAUAAAUUUACACGACCACGUAAAAUGAAGGUGUGA